AUGUUUUUCAGGGAGCAGACAUGGCAAGCAGAGAAGAAAGAAGCGUUGAAUGCAGUGUGUGAGAAAAUCACCAGAUUGCAACGUGAAAACGAGAAAUCAGAGCACAGCGUUUUGCAGGAUAUGAAGAGAAAAAUUAACAAUCUGAAGGACUAUCACAGCAGUCUCAUGGAAAUGCUGAGCGACAUGUUAGCUGAGCACUUCCCACUUCCUGAUCCCCAAGGAAACGGCACAAAGAAAAAAAGAGCUGCUGCAUAUGAUGCAGAGAUUAACCUGAUUUCACUGAGUGAGAUUAUCGAGAGAUUGACCAAUAAAACUUUAGAAACUCCUCAUGACCCUUAUGUGAGUACUGAUGACACUUUCUGGCCACCAUACACAGAAAUGCUUCUUCGCAACGGUAUUGCAACACGACAUCCAGAAGAUUGCAGUAAAAUCCGUCUGGAAAAUUUUUUUUGAAUCUAAAGAGCACUUACCUGAAUCUAAUAUGAAAAUUAGAUUUUGUAUGUCUACAGUUAAAUGUCAAUGUCUAUUUUUUUUCUUUCAAAUUUGCUACAUGUUUAUAUGAAACUUGGCCAUUGUGGUAUUUCAUCGCAAAUAGAUGUAUUUUUGAGUUGUGAGUCAAGUCCACAACUUAGAAUGCAUGUCUAUCUUCUAAAGUGUUGGUGGCUAUUUUUACUUUAUACAUGUCAAAAACUGAUUUUUU
Molecule: messenger RNA, 700 nt
Organism: Sinocyclocheilus rhinocerous
Lineage: Eukaryota; Metazoa; Chordata; Actinopteri; Cypriniformes; Cyprinidae
Product: centromere protein K-like
Exons: 4
Coding region: 1-453 (150 amino acids)
Biological process (GO): mitotic sister chromatid segregation; kinetochore assembly
Cellular component (GO): nucleus
Source: RefSeq, a predicted model, not a curated record